Molecule: messenger RNA, 1389 nt
Organism: Epinephelus fuscoguttatus (brown-marbled grouper)
Lineage: Eukaryota; Metazoa; Chordata; Actinopteri; Perciformes; Serranidae
Exons: 8
Coding region: 20-1171 (383 amino acids)
Molecular function (GO): protein binding
Source: RefSeq, a predicted model, not a curated record
UCUCAUCCUGUCUCUCAUCAUGUCUCGGUGUCUCUCCGUCCUGCUGCUGCUGGCCAUGGCCUGCCUGGCCCAGUUCAGCUCAGCUCAGCCCGUCGACAGCCAGGCCGAGCUGAAGAAGAUGCAGGCCACCCUGGAGGAGCUGAAGACCGAGAGACGAGCGAUGAGUGAGCGUCUGGAGGUGGCUGAGAGGGAACUAAGCAGAUACAAAGAAACACCUAAAAUUGCUUUCGCUGCCUCACUGGGAGGAAACGGCCUCAUGAAGACGACAACUGGCAACAAAGACCUCAUCUACAAAGACGUCCUGACCAACGUGGGCGGGGCUUAUAACAGUGAGACAGGUGUCUUCACAGCACCAAUUCGUGGAGUCUACUACAUCCGUUUCACGGCUAACGGCCCCACCAACUUCCCAAGGAGCGCCGUACUCUACAAGAACGACGUUGAGAUCCAACUGAUCGCCCACGAGCAGCCGUCCGGCGAGGGCAGCGACACAUCGUCUAACGGCGCCACCCUGCUGCUGGAGAAGGGCGACAAGCUGAAGAUGGUGCUGUGGCAGAACACUCAGAUCUGGGACAACAGCAACCAUCACAGCACCUUCAGCGGCUUCCUGCUCUUCUCCAUGGUGGACGAAGCUCCGACAGAGUUUGACGCUGAAGCCGAGAUGAGGACUCUUAAGGCUUCGCUGACGCAGAUUCAGACAGAAAACCAGGGAAUCAAAGAGAGACUGGAGACCACAGAGAGGGAGCUGAAGGCCAUGACAGAGGUACCAAAGGUGGCGUUUGCAGUUUCUCUGGGCGGUAAUGGUCUUACAAAGACCACGUCAGGAAGCCAAAGUCUCAUCUACAAAACCAUCCUGACCAACAUCGGACAGGCGUACAACACUGAGACAGGUAUUUUCACAGCACCUACUCGUGGAGUCUACUACAUCCGCUUCACAGCCAACGCUCCCACCAACUUCCCCAUGAGCGCUGUUCUCUACAAAAACGGCGCCGAGAUCAUGCUGAUCGCCCACGAGCAGUCAUCCGGCGAGGGCAGCGACACGGCGUCCAAUGGCGCCGCCCUGCUGCUGGAGAAGGACGACACGCUCUCCAUGCAGCUGUGGCAGAACACUCAGAUCUGGGACAACAGCAACCACCACAGCACCUUCAGCGGCUUCCUGCUGUUCCCCAUGUGAGGACCAACUGACAAACACUGACACUGCUGCUUUAAACGUUCACCGCAACUCGCUGUGAAGACCUCUAACCAUCAUCUGAGAGGAGGAGUUAUUUCUGCUGUACAGUCAUGUGCACGUAACAUCACCAGUGAGACCUCAACAUGUCCAUUUUUUAAAAGUUUGACUGGUUAAACUUCUCUGCAAAGGAGCUGUAAAGUCCAAAUAAAAAAUGAAACCAG